Molecule: messenger RNA, 1975 nt
Organism: Gadus macrocephalus (Pacific cod)
Lineage: Eukaryota; Metazoa; Chordata; Actinopteri; Gadiformes; Gadidae
Exons: 6
Coding region: 1-1155 (384 amino acids)
Source: RefSeq, a predicted model, not a curated record
AUGCGCAACAAGCAAAGAGCGAGGGAACUAUGGAGAAGAGAGGGGCGAGGAAACCUUAACGGUGACGAUCUCCUCCGACAGGAGGAAGAGGCCACCCCCGAUCUGGACUCCUCCUCCCCCUCUCCGGACCCCCCCCCGCCCCAUCUGGUCUCCACCUCGUCGCAAAAGAACGAACGUCUGAGACAGGUGGUGAUCAGAUGGUUGGAGACAAAUGAGGAGGCGAAUGACCCGGACCAAGGCCAGACCGCCCCGGACCACGGCCAGACCGCCCCGGACCAAGGCCAGACCGCCCCGGACCCAGGCCAGACCGCCCCGGACCACGGCCAGACCGCCCCGGACCAAGGCCAGACCGCCCCGGACCCAGGCCAGACCGCCCCGGACCAAGGCCAGACCGCCCCGGACCAAGAACCCCAACACCAGGGAGAAGGCUCAGGCCCUUUCGUGGCCUGGCUGCCUCCGACCGCAGACGGGCCCCCCGGGAAGGACCUGGCCCAGGUGGUAGGGAACCUGAAGGUCCGGGUGAAGGGAGUCAGGAAGCUGAGCGUGGAAACAGCAACCAUGGACCCAGGCCAGACCGCCCAGGAGCCAAACCAGCUCCCCAAUGUGCCUGACAGCCCCCCCACAAAGGCCCUGGCCCAGGUCAUGGGGAACCUGAGGUUCCGGGUGAAGGGCCUCAAAAAGAAGAGGGUUCAACCAGCAACCACCUCCCGGCUUGAUGAGGAGAAGCCUUUGGGCCGCCCUUCAGGCCGGAGCCCCUUCCCUGGCCAGACUGCCCCGGACCGAGGCCAGACCGCCCCGGACCAAGGCCAGACCGCCCCGGACCAAGGCCAGACCGCCAAUGAACCUGCAGACAGGGCCCCGAGAAAGGACCUGACCCAGGUCUUGGGGAACAUGAGGGUCCGGGUGAGGGCACUAAGAAAGCAGAGGAUCGAAACAGCUACCAUCGCCCUGACGGAUCAGGAGGAGGAGAAGCCUUUGGGCCGCCUUUCACGCCAGAACCCCUUUAAGCGCAUCAAGAUGGCCUGGGCCGACCCAAAGGCCGCCCCCCGAACACCCCUGAACAUCAGGAUCUGGUCAUCGAGGCUGAGGAGGAGGGGGAAGCCACAGCUCAGGCUGAGGGGACGGGCCUCAGGCCCCGGGUCAACAAGUGGCUGAACUUUAGAAUGAAGGAAAUUUCAACAUUCGCGGCCCGGUUCCAGUGUGGGUCGUGUGUGCGCUAAGAAAAAAAAAAGAAAAAAGAAAAUAGCAUAUAAAAACAAAAAAAAUAAAACUGGAAAAUAAAAUGUAUUACGGCACCAUUGUACAGACAAAGUAUGCACGUCAAACAUCUGAUGGCGCCCGACCAAGUCCACAUCGAUGUGACAUCACACAGGAGGGAAACCCCAGCUUUGUCUAAGCCCGGGUGAAUUUAAACAAAGUAUUGAAACAUCUGAUGGGACUCAACCAAGUCCUCAUCGAUGUUGCAUCACACUGAGGUGUGUCAUACUUUGUUUAAAUUCACCUACGCUAGGAGAAAGCUGGGGUUUCACUCCAGUGUGUGAUGUCACAUCGAUGUGGACCUGGGCUGGACUUAUCCGAUGUUUGACGUACAUACUUUGUCUGGGCCCAGGUGAAUUUAAACAAAGUAUGUACGUCAAACAACUGAAGUGACCCGACCAGGUCGACAUCGAUGUGACGUCACACAGGAGUGAAACCCCAGCUUUGUCGGAGCCCGGGUGAAUUUAAACAAAGUAUUGAAACAUCUGAUGGGACCCAACCAAGUCCUCAUCAGUGUUACAUCACACUGAGGUGUGUAAUGCUUUGUUUAAAUUCACCUGCGCUUGGACCAAGCUGCGGUUUCUCUCCAGUGUGAUGUCACAUCGACGUGGACUUGGUCGGGUCCCAUCCGAUGUUGGACGUACACACUUUGUUUCAAUUCGCCUGGGCCCAACAGCCAAUUCAUGUAUAUUAAAUCAAAUAAAAAUGUUUGCCGAAA